Molecule: messenger RNA, 3085 nt
Organism: Cyprinus carpio (common carp)
Lineage: Eukaryota; Metazoa; Chordata; Actinopteri; Cypriniformes; Cyprinidae
Product: olfactory receptor 52K2-like
Biological process (GO): G protein-coupled receptor signaling pathway
Cellular component (GO): membrane
Molecular function (GO): G protein-coupled receptor activity; olfactory receptor activity
Source: RefSeq, a predicted model, not a curated record
CUGAUGGCUACUUCCAGCAGGAUAAUGCACCAUGUCACAAAGCUCAAAUCAUCUCAGACUGGUUUCUUGUACAUGACAAUGAGUUCACUUUACUCAAAUGGCUACCACAGUCACCAGAUCUCAAUCUAAUAGAGCAACUUUGGGAUGUGAUGGAACGGGAGAUUCGCAUUAUAUAUGUGCAGCCGACAAAUCUGCAGCAACUGCGUGAUGCUAUCAUAUCAAUAUGGACCAAAAUCUCUGAGGAAUGUUUCCAACACAUUGUUGAAUCUAUGCCAUGAAGAAUUAAGGCAGUUCUGAAGGCAAAUGGGGGUCCAACCCUGUACUAGCAAGGUGAACCUAAUAAAGUGGCCAGUGAGUGUAUGUGACACAUUGGAUGAAGAUAUUAAUGUACUAGUGCCAAAACGUCUUUGUCAUGCACUGAAUUUGUCAUAAUACUUUUCAGUAGUAAUGCCUUGUACUCAAUCAAAGCACCAUUUUAUUUUAUUAAUUCUAUUAUUUUUGGUGAACUAUAGACACACACUGAAGAGGAUUUUCAAUGUGGUUAUCUAGAUAUUGUUUUUAAACUUGUUGUGUUUUUUAAAUGAUAUGGAAUAAAUUAAAAGUUUCGAAAUCAGCAGCUGACCAGUCAUGCAAUGUAAAUCUUUGUUUUUGUUUCAGUAUACAGGUAUGACAUCACUUGUGAUAAUAAGUGGUCAGAGUCUAUAAGAUAAUUGGACCCUUGUUGAUGUCAACUGUGCCUUAUGGUCCAAUCUAAUCUUAAGCCUGUUCCCCUUGAGUGCUACUUAAUGUGUUUACCGGCUACUUAAUGUGACUCUUGAGAUGGGUCUAGCCAAACAAAGUCCAGUAAUGAGUGAUGAAUUUCUAAGAGUUCCCUAACUACUGUCAUAAGGGGGGAAAGCUACACAAGCUUUAUCACCAUGACUCUUAAUUGUCAGUCAAAACGUAUAAUAAUACCAGAAAAGUAAUACUUGUACAAAUAAUUAAUUAUAAUUUAUGAAAAGAAAAAUGAAAGAAGAAAAACUCAAAUUUACUGUUUCCCUGCCAAUAACCUGAGAUACUGUGAUAGGCUCCAGAACCCCUAUAGCCCUACAUAGAACAAACAGAAUACAUGGAUGAACAGCUGGAAUAUCACCAUAUACACAUUUAAACAGAAAAUUUAUAUUCUGAAAAUUAUUAUAAUUUUUUUUUAAAGUUGCCUCCAUAACUUUUUCAAGUGUUUUCCAUUAAUAACACCAAAGACAAGAAGUCAUGGAAUACAUGUUGUUGUUGUUUUUACACCUGCUGCAAAUGUGUAACCUACAGUAGGAAAACAAAAUAAGCAAAUGCAUAAUUUACAUAAAAGUGGCAAUGCAGAAUAUUUUCAGUAUCAACAAAAUUUUCAACAAAAUGUGCAAAACAAUAUAUGUAGUCAGUCUAACUACAUAUUUGCUAUCAACAUAGAAAGGGCCCACAUUGACCUACUAACCAUACAAACUCUGACCCCUUGGUAACAUGCUUUUUUCAUGCAAUUGCUACACCAAUACACAAUUAAAUAAAUCUCUUUUUCAAAGUAUAUGUUGCAUAUUUGACCAUUUGUACAUGUUUCUCAUAAAAACAAAAAUAAAAAAAAUCAGCGAUCAGAACACAUCACUGAAGUGUGCAAACAGCUCUAGUCCUCUAUGGGAAUAGUUAACCGACUUAUGGGAACACAGCAUGGUAUAUUUAGACACCAUGAUUUCAUUUCAAACUUUCAUUUCAUUCAAACGUAAGACAAAAUAAUGAUUAAACUAAUGAAAUGAGGAAAGGAUACAGAUUUCUGUUCACCAUUGUAAUAGGGAGAUAAUGUAUGAAAGAAAAGCCCAAAAAAAGUUAAACAUAACGUCAUAUCUUGUUUACUACAGUUAUAUCUGAAUUUUCUGCUGUUUAUAUGACAAUAUAUUUAUUGAACAUCUGACUUGUAAAUGUCAGCUUGACUUUAUUUUUCUCUUCACAGCAACACAGUAUGACAAAGAGGCCUCACAACUAAGGUAAAGCCUAAGUGUAUUUUAAUCCAUGGAUAUUAAUAAUACAUGAACAUUUUGGCGUUAAACCUUUUUUUUUUUUUAAAUCAGAACAUUGUAAAGGGGUUGAUCACCAUGGAGAAUAUUUCUGCGCAAAAUAUUUCAUUCACAGACUUCAAAUUAAAUGGUUUCUACAGCCUAGGAGAAUGGAGGCCUUUUUUAUUUAUCCCUUUCUUUCUAAUGUUUUUAUUGUCUCUUACAGCAAAUUCUAUUCUUUUAUGCUUAAUUAUAUCUCAAAAGUCUCUGCAUUCUCCUAUGUAUGUACUAAUAGGGUUGAUGGCUGUUGUAGACUUGCUCUUGCCCAUAUUUUUUGUACCUAAUAUGCUUUUUAGCUUUUUAUUCAACUGGGGUGGGAUAUCCCUAGUUGGGUGUUUGAUACAAAUGUUUUGCCUUCAUUUUGUUGGAGCAUUUCAAACUACUUUGCUUUUGUGGAUGGCACUGGAUCGUUACUUUGCCAUAUGCAGACCUCUUUACUAUCAGAAAUACAUGGAAAUCCCUAACUUUGUAAAGUUUGUUGUUGUGCCAGUAAUCAGAAAUGGACUACUAAUUGUCACAAUGGUUUCUCUAGCUGGAAAACUGACAUUUUGUGUAACAAAUGUCAUUGAUCACUGUUUUUGUGAACACAUGGCAUUGGUUCAGUUAGCAUGUGGCGAUAUAACUAUUAAUAACAUUAUAGGACUUUCAACUGCAUUCCUGAUACCAACUGCUGAUUGUAUUCUUAUUGCUGCUUCAUAUGUUGUGAUUUUUGCCUCUGUGUUUAGAUCUGGUAAGGCCCAAAUGAAGGCCAUAAACACCUGCAUUACUCACUUAAUUGUGAUAUCAGGUAGUUUGAUUUUUGCGCUGAUUGCAUUCAUGUCAUACAGAAUAAGAAACAAUUUUUCUUCUAGUAGCCGUGUGUUUGUGAGCACAAUGUACUUACUUUUUCCAAGUUGUUUCAACCCAAUUGUUUAUGGAGUGAGAACAAAAGAAAUAAGACAAAAGUUUCUUCAGUUUAUAAGUGAUGUAGAGGUAUUUCCAUUGUACAAUAUUUAGUAAAAAAAACAAAA